AGAAGUAAACUGAAGUGAACAGUGACUGAACCAUUUCCACGUUGGCGUUUUUAUUGUUAUUUAGACGUUUAUUAACACCCUAGAACUCAACACAUUACUAAUUUAACUGCACAGCAUCACAUACUUACAAGGUAGUGUUUAAUUCGAGUUGGAGACCGAACUUGGUUGAUAAAUGUUAUAUAGGUGACGCUAGCUAGCUGCUAACAAUGGCUAACUGUAUGGUUUUUCACACUCAAAUAGCCUCCAUCAUGGAGGUGUUAGCAAAUGCAGCCGUGGCAGACAUCUGUAAACUCGUAGACGACGACUAUGCAGUGUUUCGUUUGGAAAUAACUCAAAGCCAGAAAGAAAACAGGGCAUUGCGGAGGAAACUACAGCUCCUGGAACUGAAGGUGGCACGGGAGUGCGCAGAAGGGACCAAUAGUGUCAAGAUCCUCGACCGAUACAGAGGAAUGCCAAGAGGUGAAGGACAUCUCACUGGAGGCCACAGGAGCUUUGUGAAGCCAACAGGACACAAUACAUGGAGAGAUGACCAAUCAAUCACUGUUGAUGAGGGGAGUGGAACCUCAGCCCAGCAUGUUACCAUGAUAGAGUCUGCAGAGGCUGCAGGUCCUGGAGUCAAGCAGGAUAGCCCUGAAAUAGAGGACCCACAACACAGUAGAGACAUCCAGACUGGAGUGACUGGAGCACCCCCUGUAGCCACGGAGGUCCCCACCGCCGUCGCCCGACGCAGCAUCACGGAGGAGGAUGUUCCAGAGAUGCUGCUGGUGAAGGAGGAGAGGUGUGAGGAGGGUCUGGGGAACGCUGAGGGGCCCAUGGACAUGGAGGACAACCAGACUACAACUCCUCCUGAACCCACAGAGGAACCAGCUGAGCAGCACAGGACCACAUACAGUCUCACUGAGUCAGUAGACAUGGAGGAUGGGAAGCCUGAUCUGCUGCUAGUCAAAGAGGAGACAAUAGAAGACGAACCAGAGAGCAUUGACCUGCUGAGUGAACUAAAGAUGGGGGAGCAAGGUGGUUGGCAGGAGGCUAACAGAGGAGACUGGGUGGCCAUCUUGGAUUCCCAGGCCCAGACGGGUGCAGCCAAGGGCUCACGGGACAACAUCACGGAGCAGGCCAGGACCAGACACGACAUAGUGGAGUCUGCAGUCCAUGAGGACCUGCUGAUAUCUGGUGUUGCUUGCGGGAGAGACUGAGCCUCUGAAGUGGCUGGUCAAAAUCCCUGGCCCUUGAUCAGAAGCCUUCGCUUUUCCUUCCCGAGUCAGAACAAGGACCCAACCACGAUUGACAGAGACUCCACCACCACACGGAACACAACCAGUGGACAGGUGGACUGAACAACCUCAGUCCUGGUGGUCAUCAGAGAGACAGAAGCUCCAGUCAGGGAUCCAGUCUGCAGCCCAGAACAUUCUCUUCACAGUCUCAGUGCAUGGUUACCCCACAAAUACAGACAGGGUCAGGUUGAGCGUUCACCAUGAGAGGUACCUAGCCUAUAACACGGCACACAAUCCCAACAACACCCAAACAAUGGCUAGAGGUCAAGGAGGGAGGUCAAAUACUAACCACCUGAGGGUGGUGGCUGCUGCUACCUCUGGUGUCAUUGGGUCAUAACGUGGGAGGCCAAGCAUUUGGACAGAUACUGUCAACCUGUACGCCUUCCCUAAGUGUGGGAAGCGCUUUGCUGAGGCAAACUAUGUGAAGAGGCACCAGACCGUUCACACCAAUGAGAAGCCCUUCAAGUGCAAAGAGCUUCUCCUUCCUGACUAACAUUACCAGACACAGGAGUGUCCACAACGGGGAGAAAUUGUGGCAGUGUGGCUUGAUGUACACAGUGGAUAUCUGGGAACUAUUCUUUAGCGCUGACAUAUUAUAGUUAUCAUGUGAAGUGUCUUAGGGUAAGGGGGGUAAUUAACCACAUACCCCUCAUUAACCCUUUGUUAACUUAUCAUUUGAAACAGUCUUGUGUAAAUACAUGUUUUUAGAGAGACAGUGAACCUAAGCAAGAACAAGUAUAGUUGAAUAUUUACUUUACUGAGGUGAUGUAAAUGGAAUAGUAAUUGGAUUAUUUUCUACUAUAUUUUUGCUAACACACUGUUCUUUCUAAACAAGCCUACUCUGAGCUUGAAAUAUACUGAUGAAUAGGUUUGAUGUGUAAUGUAAUAAGCGGCACCUUAUUUCAAAGAACAGCGCGCAGACCUUUUUAUUUAACCACACCCUUUGCGCUGCUAUGAGGUAAACCAACAAGAUCACUGAAGAAGGCCGUUGGUGAGACGCUGGAGAGCGAGCGCAAGUGCUAUUUAAUGCUGAAAGUGCGUCGAGUACAGUACAGAGAAGGAUGAGUGGACAACAGUGAAGUCUAAGAAUGGAACGAAAAGAGCUCAAAUUGUUGUGGAAAGUGAGUCUGAUGAAUCGUUUAUUUUUGGAUCAAGUUUUUGGGAUGAGGAUGGAAACCAUUUUGGAGUCAGGAUGGUGAAGAAGUGGAUGCAGUCAGUAACCAGGAGUGGUAUAUCUAAAGGGCAAAAGGAGCGUGCAUUGUGGCUCGCGAAAUCAUAUACCCAUGAAGUGGACAGCUUUGAUAUUUCAGAACAGGGCAACGGUAAAAGUAUCAUCUCUGGCAUCGCGACAUUAGUAUCUCAGCCUGAAAAGUCCAGGUGUAGUUCAUGUACGUCUCUUGACCCGUAUGAUGGAUGGGGAAAACCGAGCAAAUUUGAUAUGUAUUAAUGUUGUUUAUUAAGAGUAUCUCCCGACCAUGUAAAGCUGGGAUAUAUUAGCGGACUUAACUCCACGGUGAAGGAAGUUUUCUGAUGAACUUCACCACUAGUUGCCAUCUUCGAGCAACAGCAAUGAGCAAAACGUCAGUGGUUGUAUUUGAUUAGCAUUUACUGAAAAAGUAAGGAUUUCAGCAAACAAAUAAAGUCACAGAACUACAGUGGACAAACACGUGCAAUGUGGGCGUUUAAUAUAUGUUGUUUUUGUUGAAAGUAUUGACGUUUGGCGAAUCGAUGUAGUCGGAGCUAGAUUCCACAAAGCCUGGUCUCGGCUCCACGCCUUAAGUUCAUCAACACUGGUGGAAAAUAUAUGCAAUUGUCAUAUUUCAGUAAAAGUAAAGAUACCUUGAUAGAAAAUUACUCAAGUAAAAAUCACCCAGUAAAAUCCAAAGCAUUUGGUUUUAAAUAUACUUAAGUAUCAAAAGUAAAU
Molecule: messenger RNA, 3198 nt
Organism: Oncorhynchus masou masou (cherry salmon)
Lineage: Eukaryota; Metazoa; Chordata; Actinopteri; Salmoniformes; Salmonidae
Product: zinc finger protein 574-like
Exons: 7
Coding region: 207-1196 (329 amino acids)
Biological process (GO): regulation of transcription by RNA polymerase II
Molecular function (GO): DNA-binding transcription factor activity; RNA polymerase II cis-regulatory region sequence-specific DNA binding
Source: RefSeq, a predicted model, not a curated record